Pogonomyrmex barbatus (red harvester ant) is the source of this 1417-nucleotide messenger RNA. Its product is annotated as glutaminyl-peptide cyclotransferase. NCBI's taxonomy places the organism in Eukaryota, Metazoa, Arthropoda, Insecta, Hymenoptera, Formicidae. Gene Ontology annotation, molecular function: zinc ion binding; glutaminyl-peptide cyclotransferase activity. The record is from RefSeq and is a predicted model, not a curated record.
UUCAGCCGCGAGGAACGAAGUCUUCUUACAUCGCGAUGCUCGAAGGCCGCGCUCAGUCGACGCGCGGCUGCCACGGAGCACGGAUAUGUUCGCGUUAUGCAUCUUUUUGCUAGCCGCCGUUGUAUCGCCGCACGCGGCCGAGCAGGAUGGCUCGAGGGAGAUCCCGUUCCCAAGGCAGAAAUUCUAUCAUGUGCCCGGCUCACUGACGAACGAACAGAUCGCCACGUUGGCCGGCCUCACGAAUGUUACUCACAUGAACGAGGUCUUGGAUAACAUAUGUGUGGUGAGGAUCGUGGGGACCCCCGAGCACGCGAGAGUGAAGGAGUAUAUCAAAAGGACGAUGAAAGGUCUAGGUUGGACAAUCGAAUCAGAUACAUUCGAAUCUGAGACGCCUAUAUUUGGCAAAUUGCAAUUUGAAAACAUAAUAGCGAAAUUAAAUCCUAAUGCAAAAAGAUAUUUAGCACUCGCUUGCCAUUUUGAUUCCAAGUAUACAAGAGAGAGGGACUUCAUCGGAGCCACAGACAGUGCCGUACCAUGCUCUCAAUUAAUUAAUUUGGCAACCGUCAUGAAUACGCAUUUGGAUAAAAAUCAAGAUAUCAGUUUGAUGUUUAUCUUCUUUGAUGGAGAAGAAGCGUUUGAGGAAUGGGGUCCAAAUGAUUCGAUUUACGGCGCCAAACAUUUAGCCAGAGAAUGGCAUAACAAAAAGACUUCUUAUGGUAGAGAAAACCAUUAUUCCGAAUUGGACAAAAUGGACCUCUUGGUUCUUUUGGAUUUAUUGGGCGCACCUGAUCCGACUUUCUACAAUUAUUUUAAGAAAACUGAGAAAUGGUACUCUUUACUAGUUAGCAUCGAAAAGAAAUUAGCUCAAAUGAGAAAAUUAGAAUCGUAUUCGUAUGGGAAACCAGAACAAAGAUAUUUUCAACCAUACUCGUUCGAGGCGCAUAUCGAAGACGAUCACAUUCCUUUUCUGAGAAAAGACGUGCCCAUUUUGCAUAUAAUACCGUCCCCAUUCCCGCCAUUCUGGCAUAAACCUGGCGACAAUCGGCACAAUAUUGACUUGAAAACUACGGAGAAUAUUAACAAGAUACUCAGGAUAUUCGUUGCUUCUUAUUUGCAUUUGUCGAAUGUUUAACAAAGUUGAGAGAAGUCACGUAUAUCCCGAAGAAAUAAUUCACAAUGAUGCUCCAUCAACGUAAUUUUAAAGAGAAGAUAAAUAUACACUCAACAGCAUCAAGAAAAAUGCUUAAAAUAACACUAAGUUCAGGAGUAUUACAUAUCUAUGCGAAACAAAAACAAGAAACAUUUUCAAUUUCGGACAAUAUUCAAGAAGAAACUUUCAUAUCAGGCUUUUUUGACACUUUACGUCUACUUUAAAAUAUCCUGAGGUCUUUUUUUAUAAAAGCGUGAUAUAUUUGUA